Molecule: messenger RNA, 1961 nt
Organism: Manihot esculenta (cassava)
Lineage: Eukaryota; Viridiplantae; Streptophyta; Magnoliopsida; Malpighiales; Euphorbiaceae
Product: probable receptor-like serine/threonine-protein kinase At4g34500
Exons: 7
Coding region: 247-1722 (491 amino acids)
Biological process (GO): protein phosphorylation
Molecular function (GO): protein kinase activity; ATP binding
Source: RefSeq, a predicted model, not a curated record
UAUUUCCAAAAAAAAGUGGAUCCAACUCUAACGUUCCUUUCAACCCGUCGUCGUCUUCUCCCUCUCUGCUACUUCGCUUUUACUUUGUAUCCGUUGAAACCGCACUUUUAUUUUCUUUCUUUCCUCAUGGCAAUAAAACCUCCAAACUCUUAAAUCUUCCACUGAUUCCCGCAACUUUCUCAUCAACCAAACACUCACAUUUUCCCAUCAAAGAAUUCCCUUUCACUACCCGUCGGAAACCACCCAAUGUCGGUCUCCGGGACCGUUGAUUCCUCCUAUAACGACACGGACAACUCUCUGCCUCUCAAGUUCGCGUCAAAAACAUCAUUUCUCAAUCUAAACCUCUACAUUCUGAUCGCAAUUAUCUCCACAUGUGCACUUUUAGUUGUACUCCUUGUUUUCCUCUGCAUCCGCUUGAAAAGGGCUUCGCGGAAAAGGAACAAAGUGCUUGCCAACCAGAGCUCCGGUCUGAUCCCUUUAGUGUCCAAAGAAAUCGUUGAAAUUAAAGCUUUGGAUCGGAAAGGGAAUGACUUGAAAGAGGAGGUCAAAAUGGGAAAUGUGAAUUUGACAAAGGAGGAGGAGAUUGAGGCUGUUGUUGAUUUAGAGAUCGGAGAAGGAAAGCAGAAACAGAAGAAGAGUGGAGAGAGUGAUGACGCGUCUUGCAGCGCGAGUAGUGACGCAUCGUCGGCGGAGGCACAGCAGAAUAUCGGCUGGGGCCGUUGGUAUAGCUUGAAGGAGCUGGAGGUGGCGACACGUGGAUUCGUGGAAGAGAAUGUGAUCGGUGAAGGAGGAUACGGUGUUGUGUAUAGAGGGGUAUUGGAGGAUGGGUCAGUGGUGGCUGUGAAGAAUUUGCUUAACAACAAGGGUCAGGCUGAGAAGGAGUUCAGGGUGGAAGUUGAAGCCAUUGGAAAAGUAAGGCAUAAGAACUUAGUGGGUCUAGUUGGGUAUUGUGCAGAAGGUGCUCGUAGGAUGCUUGUUUAUGAAUAUGUUGACAAUGGGAAUUUGGAGCAAUGGUUACAUGGUGAUGAGGGGCCUGUCAGUCCACUGACUUGGGAUAUCAGAAUGAAAAUUGCCAUUGGGACCGCAAAAGGACUAGCCUAUUUGCAUGAAGGUUUAGAACCUAAAGUUGUGCACCGGGAUGUAAAAUCCAGCAAUAUACUUCUGGAUAAAAAAUGGAACCCAAAGGUCUCAGACUUUGGAUUGGCCAAGCUCUUAGGUUCUGAAUCAACUUAUGUCACUACACGUGUUAUGGGGACAUUUGGAUAUGUUUCCCCUGAUUAUGCAAGUACAGGUAUGCUUAACGAGGGCAGCGAUGUGUAUAGUUUUGGAGUCCUUCUUAUGGAGAUAAUUACAGGAAGGAGCCCAAUUGAUUACUCCAGGCCAGCUGGAGAGAUGAACUUGGUUGACUGGUUUAAAGGAAUGGUGGCCAGUCGUCGUGUGGAAGAGGUUUUAGACCCUCUAAUUGAAGUUCAGCCUUCUCCAAGAGUGCUGAAACGAACCUUGCUGGUUUGUCUUAGAUGCAUAGAUUUAGAUGCCAAUAAGCGGCCAAAGAUGGGCCAAGUUGUUCAUAUGCUUGAGGCAGAUGACUUCCCUUUUCGUUCUGAACUUAGAUCAAUUAGAGAGAAAGAUCCUCCCCCUUGUCAUGCAGCUGUGUCCAACAAAGUUCCACAUCCCACCAAGUAUGCAUGGGGCAAUGAUGCAGAAAGACCAACUCGGAGAUGAUUGUUGUUUGAAGAGUAGCAGUUUCCGAUUUCAAAUUAUUUUGUAGUAUAAUUUCUCAUUAAGUAUAUAGAAUUAGUUACACGUGUUCAAUGUGUAUAUUUACCUAUCCCACCUUUUGGAUAUUCUACGUUUUGCUGAUGCAUUGUAGCAUCUUAGAGUUAAAAUGAUCAGUGUAAAUAUGGAUCAUAUUUGUGAAAUCUCAACUUGCUUCUCAUGAAUAUCAGAAUCUUUUUAUUUCA